UUCUGAUCUGUAGAUUGCCAAACACUAGGGCCGUUACCACUUUCUCCUCGCCUCGCCUUGACAGCUGCGAGCAGUUGACAACAACAAACCUUCGACUAUCGCCCAUACCGCCAGGGUGACCUCUUGCAUCCAACCUCAAAGCAAACACAUAAGCAUCCCUUUCUUGACCCUUUGACCUUUCUGAAGACAAAUUAUCUUGACAAUUUCUUUGGUACAGCAACCUUCUUUGGUGCGAUGUCAAAUCGCAAGAUCAAACGCCCCUCGCAUUUUUGCGAAUGGGUAGUUGGAACAACAAUCGAAUCUGUUAUCGGCGCUAUCCCCCAGAACAAACCCCCUAAGAAACGAGACGUCGUACGUGUUCAGGUCACCACCGAUGAUGAGUCCGAAGAGGACACCGUCAAGAUCACCUACCCGCGCACUGGACGCACCUAUACACCUCCGCCUGCCAACGAAGCAAAGGCCGAGGCCAAGAAGGUCCGGUUUAACUUUGGCCAAAAUGGCCCCAUCAAAUCUGCUAUGAAGCAGACCACUACCACAACUCCCAUGGACUCCUCAGAUGAGGCAUCCGACUCCGGCCCAGAAACCGAGUCAGACUCGAGUCAGUCGGCCUACAUAUCAAGCUCCGAUGCCACCGAUUCUGAUAUUGAAUACUCAGUUGAGUGCGUGAAGCACAGAAGGCAGAAAAAGAAGAAGCACAGACAGACACAGACCGAAGAAGACACCGAGAGUGACUGGGACUCUGAUCCAGAACCAACUUGUGACUGCCUGAGAUGCCAGAAGGGCCGACAGAUAUUGAAAAGAGUAGGCCGGAAAAGGAGCAAGGAAAUCACUCCACCAAGCCCCGAAACUUCUGAAUCGGACGAAGAAGAAUCCCCCAAUACUAAACGACAGUCUGGUAAGAAUAAGAGGAGGUGCCGAAAGAAAGCAAAACCAACAGAGCCUGACCCCAAUACUUCUAACUCAGAUUCAGAGUCCGAGAUCCCAGCACCCAAGAAACGGAACCAAACCAAAAAUCAAGGCAAGCAGAGAGGUGGAAAGAAAAAGCAAGCCGCGCCCCAGCCUCCUAUGACCAAGAAGCAACGAAAAGCAAUGAACAAAAAGGCUAAGCAGCAACAAGAGCAAGAGAUUGAAGGUGAAACCUCUGACUCACCCAAGGAAGCAGAGGAGGAAACUGAACCAGAAGAGGAGCCCGAGAAACAGAACAAAGGCAAGCAGAAGAAUAAUAAGAAGCAGGAUGAAAAACAAGCAAAACAGAAGAAACAGGAACCAGAGAAAGCAACCCAUAAAGACCCAGAGUCUGUCGAACAAACACCAACUGAUGAAGCCCCCGAAGCUUCCAAAGACAAAGAUCAAGGCAAGUUCAGAACUAUGAAAGGAAAAGCAAAGGCACAGCCUAAACAAAAGGAUGGAGUCAAGAAGGGCAAUUAUCCCGAAGGACUACCAGUUCCUCAUAUGCAUCGACCACAGCUUAUCGAACCCAUCAGAGCUCAGGUCGUUCAGACAGAACGCGUGAUCGAAACUCCACAAGACCCAGCACCUAACGCUUACUACGAUGCAGAACACAAUAUCAUGAGAGUCUACCAGGGUCCCGCCUACGGUAAUCACCAAAACAAUGCAUUGUACCCAGAACGUGACGCCUUCACUCGCCCUCUGCCAAUGGGUCAGCCUCAUCCGAUGCAGAACCCCUUCUACUAUAGCUUCAACAAUACGCAGCAGUAUCCCAACUAUCCACAGAUGCCGCCAUUCCACCAAGGCUAUGCAGGGAUACCGCCACCAGAAGCAUACUCACAUGUUCCUAUCACUCAAGGAAUGGCCCCUCCUCCAUGGUAUGCCAUGGGCCCUCCUCCGGGAGUCCCCCCCACUGGCUACUAUGGACACAGGAGCCCUGAAACUAACAAAAACACCCCGGCUUCCAAAACGGAGAAGGACAAGGCCAGCCAGAACAAUGUUGGACCUCCGGGAAGUCUUACUGGCCAGGACAAUCCAUACUAUAAGAGAAAGUCACAAAACAACGCCUGGGAAAGCCACCGUUCUGUAUCCAAGGAAAACAGCCAGCCUCCAGGUUCCGAUAAGGCUGGGUCGAACGGGUCGAACGGCUGGAACAAUGGAUCAGGUGACAACAAUGGCCAGAACGGUCAAGACAGUUGGGGCGCACCGACCCAGGACAACAACCAGAACGGUGAUGGUUGGAAUACGAGCAACAACCAGGCAGUUGACGAUUGGAAUAAGACCACUCAGGAUAGUAAGCCGGAGGAAUGGGUAGUGUCACCACCAAGUGGCGAGCAAGAUCAGAACCAAAACGGUUGGGGAGCUGGUUCGAACCAUUCGAACAAGAGCAACAAGACUGUGAAAAGGAACGGAGAUCAUUGGGGUGACGACACGUUCCCAGGCGCCCGCGGCGACUGGAGCGAACAACCGACCAUAAGCAGUGUUGGGCAAGGAGCUGACAACAACGUGGGCAUCUGGGCUCCCACGGAUGUGAAUGGGAACGGGGACGGAAACCAAAAACCUCCUUCAGCGGAAGGAGAAGGUCGCGACAACAUCAUGCCUGGGACAUGGGUUGACACCCGCGGCGUUACUAUGCCAACUUGGGGAGAUCCCACUGCAGCACGGGACACGAACGGCGAAGCCUCGAACUGGUAAUAGAAAUUGGAAACUUGCUACAUGCGGUUAUGAGAAAGAUGUCUAGUUUAGCUAAGGGGGUAUGGUAUCCGCAAAAUCACUGUACUACAAGAUGCUAUGACUAGAUGCCUCCCAACCGAAUCAAUCAAUCAAUAUUCAACCCGUGUAAAUGAACACCUUCUGUGACUUUUGUCUUGUGACAUUUGAUGCGUUAUAAUGCCAUGAUGCAAACCAAACCGCCCUAGCUAUCGUCGAGUCGUAAUCGUCCUAUUCGUGUCAGAAGUGGAAUAACAUCAACUCCGCGAACCGUCUUGUGCUUCGUACAACAACUGCACAGCAAAGCAGAAAAGCAAGAGCACGAAUUGCAGAACCAAGCCGAGCGAGAGAUAGUAGGGCAAGCAUUGUCAAUCAGAGGAUUGUGCAGCCGUGGAUGGACCUGAGCGGCCAUGAAUCAGCUUUGUCCUGGAAUGGGAGACGUCGUUUUAGCCUGGGGGACGGACACGACGACAAGCAUAAGCUCAUUGAGGGGCAAUGAAUAUCAUAAGGGAGCUUGAUAGGGCAUGGGAUGCAUAAAAAAUUGCGAAGUUAUAGAUUUCACUUACCAUCUGGAUGUCUCCCAUUCCACAAUCCACGUGCAGCAUAUCUUGAGUCGCUCGCGUACGCUGGAUGUGCCCAGGAGUCGAUAUUUCUCAAUGUCUUUGACCGGCAACAUACUGGCAAACCACCAUGGAAAGAUGGCAGGGUCUUCUGGACAGUCGCCGUAUAUAGUCAACAUGCGUUCUGUCAACCAGGGGACACUCUGUUGACGCAUUCGAGCGACAAAAGAUGAGGCGUAGUGCAUCAGACUCUGUGUAGACAUUGAGUCGAUCUCGGUAACUGACGUUGGUAUGUGUGGACUGGAUGAAUCAGACCGCGGUAAUGGAGAUGUCGGUGUUGGUUCAGUGGGUUCCUUGACAGUAUCCAUAGCCUGCAUGGGUUGUUGUUGAUCCUCAGUCUCUAUCGGUGUUGCUUCAGCAGCCUCGGCAGCUUCUUCAUCCUCGAGGCUAACAUCGUCUAUCCUUUCAGUCUUGCCGACGAUGUAUCCGUCAAGGUAACUGUGUUCGAGAACGCGGAAGCGUGACAGACCCACAGUCUCAAUGAGACUCCGGCCAUCCGGGAAGAACUGGACAUUGACAAUGCGGAGAAGCGUGCCUAGCUCAUGAAAGUUCGCAUCACCAGCAUGUUGGGGUCGUUUGGGUAUGACCAUACCGAAAGUAUGGUCUCCUUCCAGUGCUCUCCGGAUCAUGAGUCUAUACCUCGGCUCGAAAAUGUGUAGGAAUGUCGGCAUUUGAGGGAAUGACAAUGUGCAUACAAAGAGAGCGAGGUCAUAGUCUUGCAUCUGAGCUACACGCUCAGCGUCCAGAGCUUCCUUUCGAGCGUUGACUUCCUCCAGCCAGAAUGUUUCGAUGAUGCGCUUAAUAGUUUGAUUGGAAGGCGAUGAAGUUUGACUUAAUAAGGGGCUGAUAGCCAGUGGGCGACGACAUAUCGGGCAAUACCGUGAAUGGUCAAGAAUGCGAUGUAAACAUGACCGACAGAAAGUGUGUCCGCAAGAGGUUGUAAGAGGAUCGUAGAAGAGUGCGUAGCAGACCUGACAGUCCAUCUCAGCGCGAGUGGCGUCUUGCGCUUUUCGAACGAGCCCUGUAUCAUCAGCAUCAGGAGGUGGUGAUGGUGUCGCCGAUGUAAUUUCGUCGUAGCAUAUAUCGGCCUCAUAAGACAGGUCACCCUCCUCCGCCAGGCGAUAAGUGGCGAUAACCUUUCCGCCGGGUAUCACCUUUGUGUACGCUUCAUCAUCAUCCCUCAUGGAAGAAACACCUGCAGCAGCCCAAGGGUCAGGCCACAUGACCUUCGUCGCCAGCUCGGUGGUCGAAGACUCAUUCUUGAAUCGUUCGAUCUCUUCCCUCACGUGUUGUGCCGUCUUGUUGAGCACAACAUCAACGGCGCAGUCGCCAAUAGCAUGUUCCUUAUUGCAGUCCUCAAAAGGACAUUUAAAGCCACGAAGUCGUUCUGGAGCGGCGGGAUAUGUUAUGUUGGCGCGCAUGUGUGUGCCUGGUAAACAGCGCCGGCACAGACUUUUACCGCAGGGGAGGCUGAUAGGCUCAUCUAGGGGCAGUGAGCAGAUCUGACACUGGAAGAGCCGGACGAAAUCGCGGGGGGCGACAUCGCGAUGGCGAGAAGCAUUGGCAGAAGGCGACUGUGAUUGUGUUACUUGUGUCGGCUGCCGGCCCGAGUCCGGAGGUUCGUGAUCGAAAUCGGUGGGCGGAUCGGGAGUCCGCGACUGUCGAGGACCGGGACCGGAGGCGGAAUCGGUCGCGGCAGCUUGCGACGUGCCUUCUGAGGACAUGAACGUCUAUAGAUUGCGUGCGUAUAGUACAAUAAGAAGAUUGUAAAAGAAAUAAGGGGGUAUAAAGGUUGGUUCUUGAGUCGUUACUCUUCGUUGUGUCGUAGCGGGCGUCGAAACUCUCUAAUAAGGUGCGAGCCUCUGUAAUGAUGCGUUAUUGGUGAAGGAACCAGAAGUAAGUAGUGUUGCUUUGAGGUGAAUAGAAACGAAGCUGUUAUCCCCCAAUUCUAUGCGAUACCUUGACCGUUGUAUGAUCUGCUAUGUCGUCGUGUUUGCUGGGUUUGGUGAUGAAGACGAAUAUUGCGGUCUUCUUGGCGUAGCCGUUGAUAGCGUGUCGAGUGCAUGAAUAUGGCCGAAGCAGUGUCCAUAUGACGAGGACAAGUCGUAUACAAGAUAGACAUGGAUUCUGUAGAAUGGUAAGAUCACAAAGAUCGUAUCGCUAAUGUUGGGCGAAGCAUCUCCGUUGUGUGAAUCGAAGUGGUGUAAAAAGAGUUGUAUAAGGUAGGCGUGUAGAGAUUGGUGGGGGUUUAACGAGAUGGAGUAGUGCUGGUACUCCUUGAGCAGCGGGAAGAUGUCAUAGGUUUAAGUUGACGAGAAUCGUUUAAAACGGCUGCCGAAGUCGAGCCCACUUGUUCUGGGAUUUCUGACAGGGAUAUAAGGGGAGACGGGGCUGGCUCCGGAGAUUCAGCCUUCAAGUAUGUACCAUGUAUGAGAAGGGAACAGACGGAUUAUCGUAGGACCAAGAAGGG
Molecule: messenger RNA, 5748 nt
Organism: Fusarium odoratissimum NRRL 54006
Lineage: Eukaryota; Fungi; Ascomycota; Sordariomycetes; Hypocreales; Nectriaceae
Exons: 2
Coding region: 235-2643 (802 amino acids)
Source: RefSeq, a predicted model, not a curated record